GGCUGAUCGGGUGUUUCGUACUUGGCCUCUACCUGAACAUUUUAACAAUAAUGGAUCUUUAUGAAUUUAUAGGACCUGGAGCAAUUAACGAAACGACAGAACCUACUACUUCCGAAAGUGGUGGAGAAGAGCUUAAAAAAGAGGUUCAAUCGGCGUUAAACACAAUUACAGAUGGAAAGUUCGGAACUUUUUGGAACAGCUUUAUGAAGAAGAGUGAACAUAUAUGGGAGGAAACUCGUAAAGACUUGAACACGGCUACAACGAAAGCAUCGGCCGAGGUGGCCAAUUGGAAGAAACAAAUAAGUGAAAGUAGUCAAAAGCCAUUGGAAAACCUUCGUUCUAUGGAAAACAAGGCCGGUCAGUAUUGGACAAAUCUGGGCGCCAAGAUGAGUAAUCUUCUUGACCGUGCUAUCAAAGUAUCUCCUGAAAACGAAACUCGUGGCAGUUCACCUGCUGUCAGCAUUUAUACGACUCGUAGAGAACGUCUUCUGGACUCUGUUGCAAAUAACACAGAAUUACUUAAAGAUGGUAUGACUGACAAUACCGAGUUUACUACUUGGAUAAAAGACUUUUCGGUAGAAGAAAAGACGGAUGAAAUUGCUAGUCUCCUACAACAGUAUCCUGGUUUACGUAAGUCUAUGGAAUCCCUCGUUCCGGAAACAGUUGAUUAUUCUUCCUUUUGGGCUCGUUACUUCUUCCACAAAACACGCAUAGAGGAGGAUUGCAAUCGCCAUGAAGCAGCACGGAGUCUCUCUGCCGAUACGAAACGUGUCGAAGAAGAUGAAAUCUUUAAUUGGGACGAUGAACCAGAGACCGAGACUGGUGAUAAGAAUGAAUUACAAAAAUCGACUACUGAUAAGAAGAAAAGUGGCACCGGUGACGAAACUGCCGCUGAAGAGAAAGACGUAAAGGGUACUACAGAGAAGAAAGCUGACGCUCAAUCUGCGGACUCAAAACCAGAGAAACCUGUAAAGGGCAAAGCUGCCGAGCAUAAGCAGAACGAGAAUGACGAUGACGAAGAUGAUGACUGGGAGUAAAGUUCCUUAAAUGUGGUAUAAAUACAUUCACCGUAUUGGUAAAUACAAUUGCACCUCUAGUCAUCAAUGUUCUUCCCAUUUUAUAUUUUACUUUCUUAUGAGCCGUUUAUGAAAGUAGCAACAAGAUUAUAUUCAUGCCAUUACGUUCUUGACCAUACCAUUAUAAACAUUAUACGCCGUUUAUGUGAGCUGUAUAUCUUUCGAUAUAGUUGUACUGCUUAACUGCGAAGACGAUCGAUUUACUCAUGGAAUAGAAGUUUAUUAAGAUAAAACAAAUAAUCCGGUACACAGCGAACGCUAUGUUAUAAAUAAGAAAACUAAGAAAAACCUAAACAUUAAGGAAAAAGACAGAGGCAAAAAUUAAUGCUGCAAUCGGCAUUUAUCAUCGAUGCGCCCACGAAAAGCAAAGAACCGUCCUAAGCACGAUAAAAGAGGGGCUUCAAACCGGUAGAAAAGAAGAAUGAAAGCGAGUGCGAGUCGGCUUCGGAAGAAGCCCUGACCGUAAUCACUGCGACAAGAAUAUUAUACUGAAAAAAAAUCGUUAACUUUUACCGUAGACACAUGUUCACACAACCCGAGAAAAAACUGAAAAGAAACAAAAACGUAAUAAAACCUAUCCCACAUUAUUUGUGCAGCGUAGGAUGCAAACUCAUCAUGGCGUACUUGCACACAAGGUCAUUCAUAUAUGCAGAGUAGUAGAAACUUCACAUAUUGGAAACCAAAGCGCAAAUCUGCGAGUCGUGCCUUGGUAACCAAAGAGAGAGAAAACAUCUCAUACGGUGUUCUGUAUUGACGAAGUUGCAUUUAGCCACGA
This is a messenger RNA of Schizosaccharomyces japonicus yFS275, 1851 nucleotides long. RefSeq lists its product as hypothetical. The record is from RefSeq and is a predicted model, not a curated record. Lineage: Eukaryota; Fungi; Ascomycota; Schizosaccharomycetes; Schizosaccharomycetales; Schizosaccharomycetaceae. Bases 51 to 1037 code for a protein of 328 amino acids. The transcript is spliced from 4 exons.